UAUAUUUCAGAACCAAAGCCUCUUAACCUUACGAGUGGCUACAGAACGUUGAAAGACUGGCUGGGAGACGGAUUACUCAUUUCCGGUGGCGACAAAUGGGCGCGAAACCGUCGUCUGCUCACACCAGCGUUCCAUUUCGAUAUUCUCAAACCGUACAUAGACGUUUACAAUGACUCAGCAAAUGUUUUGAUUGGGAAGCUAGGGAAGUUCGCAGAUGAAAAGAAGGAAUUUGAAAUAUUUCAGCAGAUUUGUUUAUGUACUCUUGACAUCAUCUUAAGAUGCGCCUUCUCGUAUGACAUUGAUGUUCAACGAAGCGGAGAAACACACCCUUAUGUACAAGCAGUGAGCGACUUAGCAAUAAACAACUCUCAGCGUCUCAGAAACCCACUGCUGGCACCAGAUAUCCUUUUCUACAGAACGAAAAUGGGUAAAAAGUACAAACAGGACUGUGAUUUUGUUCAUGGCGUAGCAGAAGACAUUAUCGAUAAAAGAAGGCGUGUUCUGGAGAAGCUUGGAGAGUCCAAGUCUAGAAAGUACCUGGAUUUUCUGGACAUUUUGCUCACAGCUAAAGACGAAAAUGGAACAGGGUUGUCGGACAUGGAUAUAAGAAACGAAGUGGAUACAUUCCUGUUUGAAGGUCACGAUACAACAGCGAGCGCCAUCUCGUGGAUUUUGUAUUCCCUAGCAAAACAUCCGGAAUACCAGCAGAAAUGUCAGGAAGAAAUUGAUGAUCUGUUACAAGGAAGAGAGACAGACGACUUCAAAUGGUCAGAUCUUCCGCAUCUAGAAUACCUAACAAUGUGCAUAAAGGAAGGUAUGCGGUUGCACUGUCCAGUGGCCAUAGUCGCUCGUAUAACAACAAAACCUUUUGAUCUCGGAGAUACAGUUGUACCAGCAGUCACAAAUGUGCAAAUUAACAUAUGGAUGUUACAUCACAACGAACACGUGUGGGGACCAGAUCAUAUGGAGUUUAAACCAGAAAGGUUUUCUAAAGAUAACGUAACAAAGAUGGACCCGUACCAGUUUGUGCCGUUCUCUGGGGGACCACGGAACUGUAUCGGACAGAACUUUGCCAUGAACGAGGAGAAAGAUGUUCUCGCAAAACUACUGCAUAAUUUCAAAUUUAGCCUAAAGCCAGAUCAUGAGGUGAAGUGGCGUUUGUCAGCUGUUAUGCGGGCCCAGGACAGCAUCUUGGCGAAUGUGGGACGCAGGAAACACUGAGUGUAGUUUCGUCUGAAGUUACUUUGUUCAUGGAAGAUAUUAUUUCAGCACUAGAUUUAAGCAGAUUCAUUUUUAUGAAGGCCAAGUUCAAAUUGCAAAGAAUUUGAGAACGUAUUCUUUAGUGUCAUAACACUGUGACUCCAUUGUGUUUAAAAUACACGUAUCUCAAUAUAUGUUGUCUCGAUCUCCAUAAACAUAAUUGUACGAAUGAAAAUAAAAAAAAACUAAUACUUUUACGAGACGUCGUCGUAUAUUAAGGAAUCACAUAUUUCGCAGAUGGUUCUUUUAACGUGGCAAUGCUCAUUAUAUAUUCUGCAAAUGAAGCCUGAAUCUGCGUUAUGGCAGAUUAUCAAAGAACCAAUGGAACGCGUUUUAACCUGUGAUAUGAGAAUUAUUUAGACAAGCAUCGCUUGACAAAACUGUGUUUACAUUUAUAGAUUCUGCAAUUUACUAUACUCAGAUUUUCUUUGCAUGUGUAUGAGUGACGUAAAAAGUAGAUGUUGUAAUUGUUGUUGUUUUUUUAACUUUUUUUCAAAACAAGAAUUUAAAGAUAUGAAGUCUGUAUUAUAUGUCUUUCAUUUUUUUACAGUUAUUUUCAUGUAAUGAAUAUCGAAAUAAAUGUUUUAAGUAAUGUAUAUGUGUAAUAUGGAACAAUAAAAUGGUACGAAUCAAA
Molecule: messenger RNA, 1894 nt
Organism: Mercenaria mercenaria
Lineage: Eukaryota; Metazoa; Mollusca; Bivalvia; Venerida; Veneridae
Product: leukotriene-B4 omega-hydroxylase 3-like
Exons: 10
Molecular function (GO): oxidoreductase activity, acting on paired donors, with incorporation or reduction of molecular oxygen; iron ion binding; heme binding
Source: RefSeq, a predicted model, not a curated record